UCGCGAGGAUCCGGCACCUUCCCCCUGCGAGGCCCCGCUUGCUCCCCGCGGCUUCUUUCCCCUUAGGGGUGGAACUGCUUCGCGCCCGUUCUUCGGCGUGCGCAGGUUUUUUGCGGCCUUUCUGGGGCCCGGAAAACCAGGCGCUGGCCCCGGACACCGCCGGCCCUCACCGGCCACCCGCCGGGGCCCGGGCGCGCCGCCGAGCCUCUAGCCUCGAACCCGGGGCCGGGCGGGGCCUGCACUUCCGGCCCCACCCACUCAGGGCCUCGCCUCCCGCGAGCCCGACCCCGGGGUACGUGACACACCCCCUCCCGGCCGCCUGUCCGCCCCCGCCCAUCUUUCGCUCAGUCCUGGGGCUUUUCUCCCUGGCUGGUUCCGACACUGCACUAAAAGAGCUGCACCGUGGAAACCCACGUCGCGGAGACACACUUUGUUUGGAGAAGAGGCCGAGUGUUUGGACCUCAGGAUAUACGCUCACCUUUUCAAGGGCCUGGGAUAGAUUUGAUUAAUCAGCCUGGCGUACCCUGUUUCUGCUGACCCUGCCGUUUUCCCUGUCUACCUUCCCAUACUUCCAAAACCAUUAAGCAGAUGGCCCUCGGAGAUUUGGUUUAUUUGAGUCUACUUUGAGCUAGACGUGAGGCUGAGCCCUGGGUUGGAGCAUGGCUGCGUCCCUGGACUCUCCGAUCCACGCGCCCCUGGAGGUUGAGGGAUGCCUAAUAAUGAAGAUGGAAAAGGACCCCGAGUGGGCGUCGGAGCCCCUUCUGGAAAGAUCCGAUAGCUCUGAGUCUGAGACCUUUCGCAAAUGCUUCCGGCAAUUCUGUUAUGCGGAUGUGACCGGACCCCAUGAAGCUUUCAGUAAACUCUGGGAACUUUGCUGCCGCUGGCUGAAGCCAGAAGUGCGUUCCAAGGAGCAGAUCCUUGAGCUGCUGGUGAUUGAGCAGUUUCUCACCAUUUUACCCGAGAAGAUACAGGCGUGGGCACAGAAGCAGUGUCCGGAGAGUGGAGAGGAGGCGGUGGCCCUGGUAAUCCAUUUGGAGAAAGAGACUGGAAAACUAAGACAGCAGUUUAUUUCCCAGGUUAACAGUCCUGUGCAUUCAGAGAAGCAACCCCCACUCAGAGCAACAUGGGAGGUGGCAGACUUUCAGCCAGAGCAGGUGGAGACCCAACACAGAGUAGUGUCUCCAGAGGAAGCUGGAAGCCUCCACUCAGGACACCAGGAGCAGCUGAACCGAAAGAGAGAGCAUCGGCCCUUACCCAAGAAUGCUCGGCCUUCUCCCUGGGUUCCUGCCCCUGCUGAUGAAUGGAAUACCAGAGAUCAGGAAGUAACAACCACAUGUCUUCCUGUUGGGUCCCAGGGACCGGUGAAAGAUGUCCACAUGGCAAGAGGUUUUCCCUACAAGAGCGUGCAUCAGAUUCCUGCUCACAGAGACCUCUACCGGGAUAUUAGGAAGGAGAAUGUUGGGAACAUGGUCUCCCUGGGAGGUACAGUAUCUACAUCUAACAAGAUAUCCCAGUUGGAGCAAAGAAAGGAGCCAUGGGCCAUAAGUCUACAUUGCUCUAAUAAAAGGAAUAUUCUGCGAAACAACUACAUCAAGGAAAAGUCAGUUCAUGCUAUUCAGAUCCCUGUAAGGAAUGCAGGGAAAACAUGGAGAAAGCAGCAACAGUGGGGUUUAGAAGAUGAAAAAAUAGCAGGCGUGCAUUGGAGCUAUGAGGAAACUAAGACUUUUCUUGCAAUUCUCAAAGAGUCUCGCUUUUAUGAAACACUCCAGGCUUGUCCCCGAAACAGCCAGGUGUAUGGUGCUGUAGCUGAAUGGUUACGAGAAUGUGGCUUCCUCCGAACACCAGAACAGUGUCGGACCAAGUUCAAAAGUCUCCAGAAGAGCUAUCGAAAAGUGAGAAAUGGCCAUGUGCUAGAACCCUGUGCCUUCUUUGAGGACAUGGAUGCUUUGUUGAACCCUGCAGCCCAUGCUUCAUCUGCUGAUAAGCCAAAGGACAUUAUUUCUCUCCCCAGACUGAAAAGAAUUGGGAUGAGUGCUAAAGAACAGAUCAGUUUGGUGGAGGAGGAAGAAGCAGCAGAAGAAUCUGAUGGUGAUGAAGUGGGCAUUGAAUUUAUCCGCAAGUCUGAGAUUCGUGGUGCCCCUGUCUUGUUUCAGAACCUGAGUGGAGUGCACUGGGGCUACGAGGAAACCAAGACUUUUCUUGAUAUCCUCCGUGAGACUCGAUUUUAUGAAGCGCUUCAAGCCUGUCAUCGGAAGAGUAAGUUGUAUGGGGCUGUGGCGGAACAACUGCGAGAGUUUGGCUUCCUGCGGACACCAGAGCAGUGCCGGACCAAGUUCAAAAGCCUUCAGAAGAGUUACCGUAAAGUGAAAAAUGGUCACAUGCUAGAGUCCUGCGCAUUCUACAAGGAGAUGGAUGCCCUGAUUAACUCUCGAGCAUCUGCCCCUUCCACCAACGCCCCAGAAGAAGUCUCAUCACCCUCAAGGCAAGAAAGAGAGGAUAUUGAGAUUGAACCCCAGGAAUCUACAGGCUGGGAACCUGAGGAGACCUCACUGGAGGCAAUGGUGGAAGACUCUGGCAGCGAGAGAAUGAGUGAGGAGGAAAUUUUACAAGAGCCGGAAUUCCAGGGACCUCCAGGUCUACUGCAAAGCCCAAGUGGUUUUGAAAUUGGAGGUAGUAUUGAGGAGGAUGCAACGCGGGUAACAUAUAAGGACAUGGAGCAGCAUAGGGCACUGAGAGAAAAGUCUGCAAGGGCAGUCUCCCAGCACACUGAUCCAGGUAAAUAUCGCAGAAGGGAAUGCAUCUCAGGAAGACAAUGGGAAAACCUUCAAGGCGUCAGACAGGGAAAGCUGGUGUCCCAGCCUAGAGAUUUAGGGAAAGCUGUUGUGCAGCAGAGGCCUUUGGUGGGGAAGAGACCCUAUAGACUUCUCAAGUACGGAGAAAGCUUUGGAAGGAGUGCUCGUCUCAUGUGCCGGAUGCCCCACCAGAAGGAAAAUCCUUCUAAGUGUGGUGUCUGUGGGAAGUGCUUUGGUAGAAGCAGGAGCCUAAUCAGACACCAAAGAAUUCACACGGGAGAAAAACCGUUUAAAUGUCUCGACUGUGGGAAAAGUUUUAAUGACUCCUCAAACUUUGGGGCCCACCAGAGAAUCCACACAGGGGAGAAGCCCUACAGAUGUGGAGAAUGUGGCAAGUGCUUUAGUCAGAGCUCAAGUCUUAUUAUACACCAGAGAACCCACACUGGAGAGAAGCCCUAUCAGUGUGGGGAGUGUGGGAAAACCUUUACCAACAGUUCUCAUUUCAGCGCCCACCGGAGAGUCCACACUGGCGAGAAUCCCUACAAAUGUGUAGAUUGUGAAAAAAGUUUCAGUAACUGUACAAGAUUUCGAGAACAUCGGAAAAUACACACUGGAGAGAAGCCCUACGGAUGUGUGCAGUGUGGCAAACAUUUCAGUAAGAGUUCUGUUCUCACCAAACAUCGGGAAGUCCACAUGAGAGAAAAAUUCCUGCCACCCUCUCCAUCUAUAUAUUCCCCAGAGCACCCAUGUAAGGGGAAGACUGAUGAAUUCAGGAAAAAUUUUUGAUGCUGAUCUCUUCUCUUCCUGAAUGUCCCUUUAGCCAUUCUACUCUCAUCUCUCUCUCGGAAGCAAUCUUUUCUUAGCUAUAAAGUGUAAUUCCCAAGGUAACCUGCGGAUAUAAUAAACUAACGACUUGGA
Equus quagga is the source of this 3710-nucleotide messenger RNA. It is a transcript of the gene ZKSCAN2, whose product is annotated as zinc finger with KRAB and SCAN domains 2. The coding region runs from base 660 to 3578 and encodes 972 amino acids. The transcript has 7 exons. Gene Ontology annotation, biological process: regulation of transcription by RNA polymerase II. Gene Ontology annotation, molecular function: RNA polymerase II cis-regulatory region sequence-specific DNA binding; DNA-binding transcription factor activity, RNA polymerase II-specific. The record is from RefSeq and is a predicted model, not a curated record. Lineage: Eukaryota; Metazoa; Chordata; Mammalia; Perissodactyla; Equidae.